UCCUCGCGCUUGGACUCUCCUGUCAAAAGUUAUCGUGUUAACGGCCGGCCGGACGGACGGACACACUGACCGAUUCUAGAGUGUACUCACUUUUUGAGUACACAAAAAAUCAAUAAAGAUAUAAUAGAAAAUUAGAUAAAUCAUUCAAAUGAUUAAAUUUGAAACAAAAAAAAGUUUAUUUUCUUCAUUAGACUACAACUAUUAAAGUUGAUAUCUUCAAUUGAAGUUUUUAAUUAAUAUAAUUUACGAAAUUUUCGAUCCAGUUUUAUGUAUAUAUCGAAAAAUCAAAAAAGAAUAGAAUUUCAAUGUAAAGUUCUACUCAUAGAUAGAUCUAAUGAUCUAUAGAAUAUCCUGAAAGUUUCAAUCGAAAAAAAUGUUCUUUUGUUGAGAUAUCAAAUUUUCAAAAAAUAAUUUAUUUCUCACAGGCAUGUUCAAAAAAUCGAGUUUACUUGAAAAUUCAAUAUCUCAACAAAAGAACAUUUUUUUCAACCGAAAUUUGGGUAUACUUUUGUUGGUUUCACCAAGACAUCGACCUUGUAGGCUCAAUAUGAGCAAAAAUGAUGGGUAUCAGUUCAGAUGAUUCUCUCGUCAGCUGCGUGGUUACACUCUUUAGAUUCCAUGAAGAGAGAGUGAUAGAAUUUAUUCUUCGUAAACGUUUUUAUAACUGAUUAACUAAGAUUACAAGUGAUUAUUUCUGUAGAGCAACUAAAAGAAUAUUUCUAUCAGAAACUUUUCACAUCGUUCAAAUCGUUGGUUCAAUAAAGAUGAACGUUGAAUCUAUUUUUCUGAAGUGCAUUCUAUUAGAACUUUUUUUGUUUUGAUUAAAUUAACAUUUAUAGAAUAAAACUUAUUUUUCAUGUCUAUUUUUAAAGGCUAGCUGAAGAUAUACUUGAUUCUGAUCCAUCAAAAUUAAUUAUUGGUUCAAAUGUACGUAUUAAAUGGACUGAUGGUACGAUUUAUAAAUGUAAAUAUCUGGGCCGUCAACGAGUACUUUUAUAUCAUAUAAAAAUUAAUAAUGAAAUUCGACAACUACAACGAAAUGAAUUUUCACUUGAUAUUCAAUUACCAUCACCGCCACCAACACCUUCAGCAAAUGAAUAUGAAUUUGAUUCUCAUCGACGAUCAUUGUUAAUGUCAUCAACAAAACGACCAAGUCACCAAAAAAAACAAUCAGUUAAACGAAAACGACGACGUCUUCUUUUAUCAUCUUCUUCAUCAUCGGAUGAGUCUUAG
Molecule: messenger RNA, 1233 nt
Organism: Rotaria sp. Silwood2
Lineage: Eukaryota; Metazoa; Rotifera; Eurotatoria; Philodinida; Philodinidae
Source: the annotation of a GenBank genome assembly